GCUAAGAAACAUCGAAUUCUUCUCCUACAAUACGAGCUGUACAGAAAGAACGUCGAAGCAGAGAGUUUCUCGGUUCCUGUCCCCUACGCGAAAACCCGGGUUCGAAAAUGAUCAGUCUCUGCUUCUUUAGACCAUACAAGUACUCGUGUUAUUGCUUCUCUUCUUUCUUGGUCUUCUAGUCUUCACACAUGCAUUCAUUAUUACCUUGUCGCGGACUUCUGAAACUUACCACACUUUCCAGCAUUCGUUUCCGCACCUAAAAACCUCGCCGGUCCCCUCGACCCAUUUUUUCACCCGCUCGAGCCGUUCAUUCUAUGCAUAAACAUUACCCUCUGGCCGAUUCCCCUUUGCAUAUCUAUAGGUCGAAAUCUCGCAAUCAAACGGUCAAAGGCCAGCGUCUCCACGCGUUGCCCUUCUCGUAUUCGCCAAACACCGCCUGAGAUCUCUCGGCCACGGAUAUAUCCCUCCUCCUUCGUCGGUCGCACACAAUCUCCUCAACCGAUAUUCUUCAAUGGCACUAUAGCCUCACCAGCCUGCCCUCAAGCCUAAUCACUGUCACGCCCUUGGCCGUUACAAACGAACGCGACCUCCGAAUCUUAACCUCUUCUUCGAGACAACAAUCAACUUGGUCACUCUCGCUCUGGAGAGACCGCUGCGUCACGCUCGGGGAGUGCAACAAACGAGGCUCAUCGAAUGGCGCAUACGAUUCGUUGAGAAUGUCUCUAUAAUUCCCCUGACACGAGGCCAACCUCUACUCGAAUCUCCACUCUCUACACAACCACAAAUAGUACAUUAAUACUCCAAAUAUUCAACAUACACAAAAUGUGCAAGGCACACGUUCUGCGGUUCUGCUGUGGGCAUGGCAUCCUCAUGGGCUUGGAGGUGUGCAAUGUCGGACCAUGUCCGAUACUGAAGACAACCGGGCUCAAGCUGCCACAGCAGCCGUACAAAUGCUACAACUGCCAGAACCGAAUGUCCACCACGUCAGUUCAACCGACCUCUCCACGGGAUGGUUGUUCGUCUUCUAUUGCAAGUCUAGACUCCAACUCGUCAGGACCUUCUCCACCAAGUUCACCUCUAUCGAGAACCAGCACAAAAGUCAUGGCUCCUCUACCCGGCGUCGCUCGCCAGCCUGCCGAGUGCGCUGCCUUUGGCCGAAGGUUCACUCGAACAGACUCUUUCUCAUGCAAGAGCUUCUCCUUCUCUUGCGCAUCAUCUGGUCACUACCCGGCGCCUCACUACAUGGGUCUCCCUACCCAUCUGCCCCAUCAGAAUCAUCCCUGUCCGCCCUGCCAACUCGAGGAUUUGCGGAUGAAGUCGGACAGGGAGGCCAUCCUACGAGCCAGGGCGGAACAUCCGCACCUUACCAGUGAGAAGUUGGUUCGGAAUAACGGGAGGCAAUGGGAAGAGUGGCAGCCCAAGCCAACACUCGAGGCUUACAUUGAUGAGAAACGAUCAGAUGAACGGCAGAUGUGGUUAUUUGUCACGAGAAAAUGGACCCAGGACCUGAAAAAGUCACGAGUAUUGGUUGCCGAGGAAGACGGGCUGGGUUUGCUCGGAUAGGAGCUCUAGUUCGUUGACUCGACAACGUUCAUGAGAUAUGAGGCGUUCAUCCUAGAAAAACGGGAGGCUGUUGUCUUUAGCUGCGAUAUCCCUGGGGCUGGCGUUGGUGGCAAUUUUUAGUGCCCUUGCUGUAGUAUUGCGGCGGCAGUCUCGCGCUACAUUAAUACCUACCUAAAUCUUUGUGGUAAGCGUGCGACAAUUCGCUCUGGGGGGUUUUCUUCUUCC
Messenger RNA from Exophiala oligosperma, 1788 nucleotides. RefSeq lists its product as uncharacterized. The record is from RefSeq and is a predicted model, not a curated record. The transcript has a single exon. NCBI's taxonomy places the organism in Eukaryota, Fungi, Ascomycota, Eurotiomycetes, Chaetothyriales, Herpotrichiellaceae. Bases 823 to 1563 code for a protein of 246 amino acids.